Molecule: messenger RNA, 1416 nt
Organism: Lingula anatina
Lineage: Eukaryota; Metazoa; Brachiopoda; Lingulata; Lingulida; Lingulidae
Product: methyltransferase-like protein 27
Source: RefSeq, a predicted model, not a curated record
GACAGACAAACAAACAGACAAACAGGGGUGAAAACAUAACCUCCUUGGCGGAGGUAACCAGAAAAAACUUUUCUGCAUUAACUUGUUUGCAUUUUUCAUUAGGCCUAACAACAGUGUUUAUUGCAAAGAAAUGUUUUUUACUGCAAAAUACCUAUUACGCUGACAGUUUGAAUUGCGAUACAGAUCAAUUUGGUUUCAUAUCUUACCCAAUACAUUUAUUCACAGGCUGCUACAUUAUUUCAUUUAUUCAUCUUAUUCAUUUUUUCUGGUAUACAGAUUUCGAAGGGAUCCACAGGGUACCCGGUGUACCGGUAGUCUGGGAUCGACUCCAAACUAACAAACAUAUAUCAGUCGAUCUUUGGGUUUAAAACAUCAAGGCCUAUAGGCCUACUGUGCGAGUUCUUUUCAAUGUGAAAUUUAAUUUCAUUAAAAUUAAAAUGUGUGCCUUUAAGUACGAACACAAUCGAUUCUUUAAAUUGGGUAAAUUAAAAUACUUUACGUCUGGAUAAUUCAUUUAUCAUUAUUUCAUAGAUUACUAGAAUUGUAAAUUUGCAAUUUUUUUUUAUCCCAUAUGCCUCCUUCAUAGGCCUACAGGUGUCUCGUCAUUAUUAUCCAUUUUUUAAUCAGUGAGAAAUCUGUACGUACAUGUUCUUUUUAACCAAAACAUUUUACAUCUCAUUUCACGCAUAAAGACCGAAAAACAGAAAUAUACCAUGGCUCACUACGAAAAAGGAAUGAAAGAUGUUCCAGGUGAAGAUAUUCACGCGUACAACACAAAUUAUUCGGCGCACCGAGAAGGCAUCGCACCCGAAGAAAUGGUUGAAAUUUACAACAAGUGGGGAGAAAACUAUGAAAAGGAUUUUGCCGGGCGCUACAAUGGACCAGUUAUAGCAGCAACUUCGUUGGCGGAGCACUUCGAGAAAGGCAGGCGUGAUGCGUACGUCUUGGACGUCGCGGCAGGGACUGGUAUGGUUGGCGAACAAUUGCAUCAUAGAGGUUUUACUGCCAUCGACGGUCUAGAUCCUUCCAAGACAUUACUGAACAUAGCAGAAAGGAAAAAUAUUUAUGGGCGGUUAAUUAAUAGCUUCAUUACCUCUGAACCCACUGCCAGUAUUGAAGAAGACACGUACGAUGCCAUUGUAAUUUCGGGCGGAAUGGGAGAAGGGCAUAUAAAAUGUUCAGCUCUAAAUGAAAUGAUUCGAAUAGUGAAAAAAGGAGGUCUUAUUUGUAUCGUCAUGAGAGAAGAAUACCUUGAUUAUGUAGAGGAAUAUAAAAACCUGGAGCCAUAUAUGAAGCAGCUUGAAAUAGAGGGAAAGUGGGAAAAGAUGGAGCGCAAAGUAGUACCAAAUUACUCAUUCCAAAAAAAUGGGAUAGUCUUUACUUACAAGGUGCUGUAGAUAUUCAUUCCAAAAUCAU